AUGGUGGGGAGUAGAGAAAUGGGGAGGGAACAGAUUGAGAGCUUGGAUGAUUACAUCCGCUUCUGCGAUGAGCUACUACGAUGGGUUCCCAAGGUAUCAACAAAAGGCGACGAACUACUCAGGAAAAUUCUUGUAUUCUACUGGGUCCUGAAUCAACCUACCAUCAGACGCUUCCAGACUCCAAUCAUUCCAAAGAAUGCAAACGUCGAUCUAUCAUGGCUAUCCCGUUGGAUGGUACGGUUCGCUCGCGAACAGGGACAAUUCUUGGACACGCCACAGUCAGCUACUGCAAUUGAUACAUUCUACCGCAACGAAUCCUACAAAGAAAGUGCACACCUAUGGCGGAGCCCGAUAGGAGGCUGGAAGUCAUUCAAUCAUUGGUUUGCACGAUGUUGGAAGGACAUUGAUACAGCUCGCCCUCUUGCUGCACCGGGAGAUCCUGAUAUCAUCGUUAGCACUGCAGAUGCGGUGUUCCAAGGAAUAUGGCCGAUUAUCGAUGGAAACGUCUCUUUCAAGUUGAAAGGCGUUAAAUUGGACUGGCCUAUCAGUACUUUGCUACAAACGACGGAUUUUUCUUGGUCACAUGGCCAUUUUAUUCAUUCUUUUCUUGCACCGUCAUUUUACCACCGUCAACACGCCCCUGUGAGCGGCACUGUGAUAGAGGCCAAGAUAAUUCAAAACCAAGUUUUCUUUCAGGUGGAGAAACGUGAAAUUGGAAAUAUUCGGCGCCAGGCCUUGAAGCCCACCUUGAAGCCCCAAACGAGCCAGGAUACCAGUGGUGUCAAACAAGAGGGAUUAUUAUCAUCCAGACCAAAAACCACGGGAAAGUCGCAGUACUACCUGUAG
Messenger RNA from Penicillium argentinense, 846 nucleotides. Its product is annotated as phosphatidylserine decarboxylase. The record is from RefSeq and is a predicted model, not a curated record. Gene Ontology annotation, biological process: phospholipid biosynthetic process. The transcript is spliced from 2 exons. Bases 1 to 846 code for a protein of 281 amino acids. Lineage: Eukaryota; Fungi; Ascomycota; Eurotiomycetes; Eurotiales; Aspergillaceae. Gene Ontology annotation, molecular function: phosphatidylserine decarboxylase activity.